AUGUUGAUGUUGCUCUGCUUGCAGAUAAAUAGAAAAGCACAAGAAGAUCCAGCCUACAAGGAGAUCCCAGUGGGAGUGAUUCUGGAUAUGGGAUCAUCAUAUUCAUAUUCUGGGGUUGGAAGGAGUGUUCAGAGCUGCAUCACCAUGGCAGUGUCUGAGUUUUACAUGGUCAACCCUCACUUCCAAACAAGGAUAGUUGUUCACCCUCUUGAUCUUUUGGAGAAGCCGAAAGUGGAAGCAAUCAUAGGUUCAGAGUCAACAGCCGAAGCAAAGUUGCUGGCAGUAUUGGGAGACAAUGCUAGAGUGCCCAUUCUUUCACUUUCACCAUGUCUAUCUUGCAACAAGCAUCCUUAUUUCCUUCAAGUUACACAAGAUGAAACCAGUCAAUUUGAAGGGAUUGCUGCAAUGGCUGAAUCCUUUAGAUGGAAGGAAGUUAUCCUUAUCUGUGAGGACAGUGAUAGUGGAAGAGAUAUGACAAAUACUCUCCAAACAAAGAGCAUACUUGUAACACAUAGGAGCCUAAUUUCAACCUCUUCUAGCAAUGAACUACUCCAGGAAGAGCUUCACAAGCUGUCGACUAUGCAGACAAAAGUAUUCAUCAUGCAUGCUUCCCCUUGUGUUGCAUCCCACCUUUUGGUGAAUGCAAAGCAUCUAGGCAUGAUGGAUAAAGGAUACAAAUGGAUUAUCACCGGUAAGACUAUGAAGUUUCUGAAUUUGCUGGAGGAUGAAGUUAUUGAGUGUAUGCAAGGGGCAGUGGGUUUUAAAUCAUACGUUCCACAAUCAAGAAAUGUUCAAAAUUUCACUUCUAGAUGGAGAAGGAAAUAUCAUGUGAUGGUGAAGCUGAAGGAGAUAAAUAGUUAUGCUCUUUGGGUGUACGGUGCAGUUUCAGCUCUAGCAGUGGCUGUAGAGCAAGUUGAACAACUGAAGAGAAAAGAUGUGGAAACAACUGCUAGUGACCUGACUCAAAGCCAAAGGGGCACAACACUUCUUCUGAAUGAGAUGUUAAGCAUCUCAUUUCAUGGUUUAGGUGGUGCUUUCCAACUUACAAAUGGGAAUGGGGAAAUCAAUGCUGCACAAGUCAUCGAAAUAAUAAAUGUGAUGGAUAAAGGAGAAAAGAGGGUUGGAUUUUGGACAAGGGAUGCUGGUUUCACCAAAAAGAUAGGUAGGUUGAAUAAAUCACUUUCUGAUGAGGGUCUGGAAGCCAUCAUCUGGCCUAAAGCUAAAGGAGGUAAUCCAUCACAAACACAUAGGAUGCUACAACUACAAGUGAGUAGCAAAAUCCUCAGAAUUGGCAUUCCAGGGGUACUUGGAGUGUCAAAAGCUUCUCAAGUGAAAUACGACGCUCAAAGCAAUGCGACAGUCGUUUCAGGGUUUUGUGCAGACGUAUUCCGAAUCGCCUUCAAAGGAUUAGGUCGUGACAUAUCCUUUCAAUUCUUUCCAUUUACUGGAGAAGAUGGAAUAGUAAAUUACAACGAUCUUAUAUAUCGAGUCUAUACUGGGGAAUUUGAUGCUGCAGUUGGAGAUAUAACAAUCACGGCAAACAGAAGUCUAUAUGUUGACUUUACACAGUCAUUUACUGAUCUUGGCCUUGGAAUGUUGUCUCGAAACACCCAUGCAGGCAUGUGGAUCUUUAUGGAACCACUGAGUUCAGAUCUGUGGCUUGUGUCUGCUUGUUUCUUUAUAUUACUCGGUUUUGUCAUUUGGAUUCUUGAACAUCAGACAAAUAAAGAGUUUCAAGACUCAUCAUCACAACAGAUUGGAACAACUUUAUGGUUUGCCUUUUCGACCCUUGUUUUUGCUCAUAGGCAGAAGCUGCAUAGUAAUUUGUCAAGAUUUGUAGUGAUUGUGUGGUUGUUUGUAGUGCUGGUACUUGCUUCAAGCUACCCUGCAACCUUGAGUUCACUAUUCACCAUUGAACAAAUUCGGUUAGCAUCAAACAGAGACUCAAUUGGAUACCAAGGUGGUUCCUUUGUGAUGGGAGAUAUUGUUAGGAAUUUGAAUUUUAAAGACACCCGGUUAAAGCCAUAUUAUACAACAGAUGAAUAUGUUGAUGCUUUAUCACACGGGAGCAAGAAUGGUGGUGUUGAUGCAAUUAUUGAUGAAAUUCCAUACCUGAAGGGAUUCCUAGCUCAGUAUCCAUCUGGCUACUCCAUGGUUGUGUCUGAAGUCACCACUAGUGGUUUUGGCUUUGUAUUCCCGUUAGGUUCACCCUUGGUCCCUGAGUUAUCAAGACAGAUUUCCAGACUACGAGAAAAUGGGAGCUUAGCAAAGUUGGAGAAGAAGUACUGUUUUAAAUCAAAUCAACAGUCAAAGGAUUCCGAGCAUGCUUCAAAGAUUCUAAACCUGAAAGACUGUCGUGGUCUGUUUCUUAUUAGUGGAGUCUCAAUGGCUGUGGCCCUUUCCAUAUUCUUGUUUUAUUUUAUUCAUGAGAAACUGCAUUUCACAUACACAAUGCUGGCUGGAGGAAAACUUGCAUUCAUAAUGAGGAUUCUCAACCCUAAACCGGUGGUUGAAACAAGAUGAUCCAAACCAAACAACAACUACAACUAUGCCAUUCAUCUUCUCUAUGUUUAUUCCUUUCUAGCUUCUAGGCUCAGGCAUAUGAAGAUUCAUUAGUAAACUUGUUUAUCUCUCCAAUUUCUCCUUUUAGUCGUGUAGUUUUUUUAAUCAAUGUUGAAUGUUUAACAUCUUGUUGAUCAUGUUUCAAACAUUCCUUUCUAUACUUGUUUUUUUUAGAUGUAGUCAAUUAUGAGGUUCAAAAACUGUCACUUCAUUUUUAGCUUUGCAAUUGUUUGUAUUAAACCUCCACCCUUUCUACAACUGGAUCACAACAGUUGGCCGUUGUUGC
This is a messenger RNA of Lactuca virosa, 2848 nucleotides long. Lineage: Eukaryota; Viridiplantae; Streptophyta; Magnoliopsida; Asterales; Asteraceae. The record is from the annotation of a GenBank genome assembly.